This is a messenger RNA of Microdochium trichocladiopsis, 2021 nucleotides long. Its product is annotated as fungal-specific transcription factor domain-containing protein. Lineage: Eukaryota; Fungi; Ascomycota; Sordariomycetes; Xylariales; Microdochiaceae. Gene Ontology annotation, cellular component: nucleus. Gene Ontology annotation, biological process: DNA-templated transcription; positive regulation of transcription from RNA polymerase II promoter by galactose. The record is from RefSeq and is a predicted model, not a curated record. The coding region runs from base 167 to 1852 and encodes 561 amino acids. Gene Ontology annotation, molecular function: zinc ion binding; RNA polymerase II cis-regulatory region sequence-specific DNA binding; DNA-binding transcription factor activity, RNA polymerase II-specific. The transcript has 2 exons.
GUCCUUCGGCCCCGGCUUCACGGUCGGCGUCUCCCAGAGCCUCCCAUACCCGUCUGCCGCCACUGGCUCCCAGGCUACUCGCCCUCAUCACCGCCAGAGCGGCCCCUGGCACCGCCAUCACCACCAAGAGCCGGCAGCAAUCACGGCCCUCCCGUCAGCCGCCGAGAUGGAGAGACUGCUCGAUUGCUACUUCGCUACCGGCGGUGCCGUCUUCCCCAUCAUCCACGAGCCCUCGUUCCGCGCCACGUAUCUCGAGUGCCGCCGCAAUGGCUUCACUCGUGCCCGGCGAACCUGGCUCGGCCUGCUCAACAUCAUGCUUGCCAUGGCCACCAGCUUCGACGCCGACAGCGUGCCGUCGGCCACCCGGCGGCAAGAAAAAGCCAGCAUCUUCUAUGCCCGUGCACAAGAGCUGUGUGGCGAGCUGUCGCGGCGCGUCAUCAGCCUCGAGAUUGUCCAUUAUCUGAUUCUGGUCGUCAUCCUCUGCCAAGGCACCCAGCGCUCUGUGCAGGCGUGGAACACGCUUGGCCUUGUCAUCCGGUCCGCCAUCGCUCUCGGCCUCCAUAGCGAUGCGCCUGGUCGGUCCGAAGACCCCAUACAAGCAGAAUUCCGUCGCCGGACAUGGAUCGUCAUCUAUUGCCUUGAUCAGGUUCUGGGCGCGGCUUUUGGUCGACCCACGAGCAUCCCAGACCAGCAUCUCCAGCGCCACAGCCUCCUUUCGACUGGAUCGCCCUCGGACACCUCAUCCGUCGGGCACACCCAUCAGCCUUCCGGCAACAUAGACUUGAAUGGCGAAUUCCUUGCCCUAUCCUUCAAGCUGUACCAGAUCAUGGGCAGGUCACUCGCCGACCAGUAUGGCUCAAAUUUCGACAACACCGAGCCUCACCUCGAUGGUAUCGACUCCCUCAAAGCUUCGGGCGAGCUGCGCAAGGCCCUGCAGAUAUGGGCUGCCGGUCUCCCCCCUCACCUCCAGUUGAUUGAACCCGACUCCCCACUGCUGAGCCAGUCAAAACCAGAGCAUCGCGCCCGCACGAUCCUGACGAUGCGCUAUCACAACCUCACUAUUCUUAUCCAUAAGCCUCUACUGAGUGCAACGCUACGAUAUCUGUUCCCUCCCAAGGGUGUCGGUCAUGUCGGCAUGCCCAUGCCCUAUCUCAUCCAGCUCGCUAUUGCAGAGGCGCAUGAGUGCAUCCGUGCUGCUCAGAACACCAUUGACAUGAUCCACGCAAUAAUCACAAACGACCAGUCGGGCAAAAAUAAUCUAGGCGUAUGGUACUAUACCCUCUACUAUGUAUUCACGGCCUCUCUGGUUAUUUGCGGCCGCCUCCUUUGGGCGAGGCACGGGCAUGAGGAACCGGACGAAGCAGCCAUCCUCCAGGCGCAGCGCUCGCUCGACAAGGCCGAAGUCAUCUGCGAAAAGAUUGAUCAUGAAAACAGCCUAGUUCUGAGCUGCCUCGAAUACAUCCGCAGCCUUGCCAGGAUGUGCAAUGUCAAAGGUCCGCAGAUAUACCACACCACCUUUGACAAACCUGGUAAUCGUAACCCCGAAACUGACCAAUCUUCCCGUGGGGAUAUAACAGGCACCGGUUCCACUGGCAUCCCGCGUCCCCAUAACAAUCUAUCCGGCAACGGCACCGAUUCUGUCGCCGCCGUACCCCUCACGGCGCUUGACGGCCUCGGGGACAAUGAGCGGGCCCAGUCUCUCACGGACCCGGCCUUGCUGAGUUCAGAAGACAUGGAGACGCUUCAGCUGUUCUCUUCGGAGAUGUUCGACCCGUCCAUCUUUGAAGGCUUCCACCAAUCACCUGUCGACCCAAGGACGAUAUCAGCAGGCCUGUGGGACGGGCCUGCCUGAGUGACAUGCUGCACGCCACAGAUAGGCGCAGCUCGCCAGUCCCCACCUGCGCUGCCGGCUCGGGUUCGCAGCCGGCCUAAGUCCCCGGGCUCGUUUUAGUCAUUGAUUGUGGACAUUGCGCUUCACAAGCGCCACAGAGAUGAUUACCUUCAGAGCCUAGGUGGGGCCC